Messenger RNA from Mercenaria mercenaria, 7449 nucleotides. RefSeq names its product COMM domain-containing protein 3-like. Lineage: Eukaryota; Metazoa; Mollusca; Bivalvia; Venerida; Veneridae. The transcript has 8 exons. The record is from RefSeq and is a predicted model, not a curated record. Gene Ontology annotation, biological process: sodium ion transport.
UGUUGUUGUGAAACGCUUGUAAUCAAUUGUCAAGAAAGGGGCGAAAAUUGUAAAUAAAAUGGAACUUUCACAGUCGGUUUUAGACGGCUUGUCAGUAGCUGGGGAGAGUGCUCAUAUACCCGAUAAAAGUUUUCAAGUUUUGGUGACGCGAGCAUUUGAUGGAGUACUUGAUGAGAGACACAGAAAUCUCAUUUCGAGUGAUCCUUCAUUCAGAAAUUCAGAUUAAGCUGUCGUCAAGGAAGAUAUGCAGGCAAUGGUAACCUUGGUAACAGAAGCAACAAACAACAUGUAUCUCGAUAAUAAUUCAAUUAGUUCUGUUCUUGAAGAAUGUAAAUACACCAGUGAUAGAAUUGACUUAUUCAACAAAGUUUAUAAUUCAAAGAAACCAUUGAUGCAGAUAUUAUUAAGCAGUGUAGGAACGAGUCCUCCACAUAUUGUAGAUGUUGACUGGAGAUUAGACUACUAUAUAAAAAAUAAUCAUCUAGAACGUGUCAACGAGGCAGUGUAUCUUGUUUCAUUAAAAACAGAGGUGCCAGGUUCAGCAGAACUUAAAGAAGUUCAGUUCUCAUGUACUCAGGAACAGCUACAGGACCUAGUUGGAAAGUUGAAGGAUGCCUGUAAAUGCCUAGAGAAAGCCAGUCAGAUAUGAAGACAAUGCUGCUAGCAUGAAAUACAGGCGGGGACCAACAGAAUAUUGCUUUGAAAGGGAUACAGAUUGACAUGUCUAUCUUUCAAUGCUUAUUAUAUACAUCACAUGUUCUAUACAAACAUUUAUAAGAUAAUGUGUUGUAGUAGUUUAUGCUUUCACCAUGCUAUUGUUACAUUGUAAUGUGACUUUACUUAACCUUUAGCCUGCUGGCAGCAAGUGAUUCUGCCUUUGCGAUCAGUGCAGACCAAGAUCAGCCUGCACAUCUGUGUAGGCUGAUCAUGGUCUGCACUGUUCGCUGUUCAGUCAGUAAAUUUUCAGAGAUCAUACCUUUGAUAAACAAAUGGUAUUGCCCAUUAUGAAAGAUAGACAAAUUCAUUUUAGAAAUUUAGCAGGGUAAAGGUUAAAUAACAUCUCUUUAAAGGUGGUCUUUCACAUUGAGCAUUGUGUAGUUUUCAUAAAGUUUGUUGAAAAUUUAUUUUACAGUAUGGCUUGUCACACAGUCAAAUUCUUGUUAGAACUGAUUUGUAUUAAUGAUUUUUAAGAAGUUUUAGAAGUACCUUGCUUUAAAGAGAACGUUUGUAUAUUGAAGAUUAUUUCUUUCAUUAUAACAAUAUUUCCUGUUUCAUUGAUAGCAAGUAGACAGCAGUAGUAAACUAUACCUUAAAAUUGAAUUUUUUACUGGUCCUAUCUUUAGAAUAAUUUUUGUUUAUUCUAACUUUGUUGACCGCCUUUAAAGACAUGAUUCUACGUCUCAGUUUUAUACCAUUUUAUUUUAUGUGACAUCACUAAGUGUAUUACAGAUGUUAUACCUACAUUAAGAUAGUGGACAUGUAAUAAUUAAGAAAUAACUUAUAGCAAAAGUGUUUUAACACUUAUUUAUGCACGAUAGGCGGUUAUACGUCGGGCGUAAUAAUUUCACGAGGGCGCAGCACGAGUGAAAUUAUUUGUACGACAUAUUAUCGCCAGAGUGUAUAAAUAGUGUUAAAAUACGGUUUUGGUAUAAAUUAUUUCGAUUCUAAUAUGUUCUUAAUCUAAAACAGUAGAUAAAAUAUAGUAGCACUCUUUCUUGGUCACAACAAAAUCAUUGACGUCACCGCACGUUAACGUGACGUCAUUCUAGCCUAAGAGUGUUUUAACAGAGACACGCAUAUUAGAACAAUUGGUAAAUUAUGUAUUCCCCAUGAUGUGAUUUCGGCACUUUCAGGGUUUUACAGAAGCCAUGCUUGCAUUGAGCUACAUUUUCAUCUGAAGAAUUCCGAAUUGCCUAACAUGAAUAUGGUCUCACACGGAAAUUACUUAGUGUCAUUAAACUUUAGUUGGUGCUGUUUGUGCAAAGAUAAGUGCUGAGAUAAGCUGGAAUGAAAAUGCACAAAAUAUUGAGCUCUUGUAAUCAUGCCAUCAUUUUAAACAAUAGGGUAACCAGCUAGGGCUUUGAUAGUUGUGUUUUAGAACUACAGUUCCAGAGCUAGCUGUCUGGUAUAUGCAUCUAACUGCUUUAACUUGGGAAAUGAAUAUGGAUGUAAACAUGAGAAAGUAAAAUUUAAUUUAAAUGUAAUAUCUGGUCAACAUUUAUUUUUAGCUCAGCUAGGAGGGCUAUUGAACUUUCCCUGGCAUAGGUGGCUAUUGACCUUGCCCUGGCAUAGGCGUCUAUGUUUGUUAAAGUUUUUUGUGAAGUACAUUAUCUUCUUCAUUACUUAAGAUAUUCUUCCUGACGGUGGCAAUGUAGUGUGACAAGAUGCAUAAAUCUACCUGCAGUUUUUCAAGAGUUAAUCCCCUUUUAAACUUAGAAAUUUCGGUUAAAGUUUUUCAAAGAGUACAACCAUUGCAGAUACUAAGUCACAUUCAUCGUUCAGGUAAUAACUCAAGGAUACAGCAUCAAGUCCCAUAACUUUUACAUGAAAUUUAACGAAAUUAACCCCAUUCUUGGACUUUAAAAUUUAUUGUUUAAGUUUUUUCAUAAAAAUUGCUUUCUCCAAAGUCAGUGCUGAAUUAUUAAAUUGAAACUUUAUUCAAGUUAUUGAGGUGUAUAAGACAUGGUGAAAGGUGCAUGUCCCAUAGCUCUGGAUUGUAUCUUGGCAAAGGUAUGCCCCUAUUUGGACUUAAAGUUUUGCAUGGAAAUUAUUAUCUCCAAAAUAAUACUUGGUUGAACUUUCUAACAAAUGAUGGUUGAACAAGAUCAAAGCAUCAAGUCCAAUAACUCUUACAUAUAUUUGGACAAUAUACCUAUUCUUAGAAAAAAAAUCAUUUUACUGACAAGACUUAGAAUAGUCGAGCCUGCAUGAGACACUAUUUACUUAUUCAUUUUUAGCUCAACUAUUCGGAGAAUAGAGGUGCUAUUCUACUUGGCCCAGCGUCGGCAUCGGCGUGAACUAUCUUGGUUAAAAGUUUUUCAGGAACCUUUUCUUGGUUACUAUUGCUUAUAUCUUACUGUAACUUCACAUUAACAUUGUUCAGCAUGCAAACAAAGUAUGUGCAGGGGCUGGGCCCAUUAUACACAAGGUCACCAAGUUGUUACACUUUGAAUUAUUUUCAUGUUAAAUUUUUCCGAAAGCUUCGUUUAUAGACAUAUCUUUGGUACUUUAAAAGAUUAUGACUUGAAAUUAAAACUAUUUCUUUAUAAUCAUCAUCUGCAUGUGUGAUUACAAUCCCCAUAACUCUAAUUGUAUUUUUGACAGAAUUAUGCCCCUUUCAUACUUAAAGUUUUUUGGCAAUCUUCGCUUUUUGGAUAUAACUUUAGUACAAUAUGAGAUAAUGACUUGAAACUUAAAAUGUAUCUUUAUCAUCAUCAUCUGCUAUAAUAAUAAAUAAAAUAAAUAAAUAAGAUAAAAAUAAAUAAAAAUAUAAUUUGAGUUUAGCAAAGUCUUUAUACUUUAUGUGCAUGUAGUUUCUUGGACUGUUUUUAGCUCACCUGUCACAUAGUGACAAGGAAAGCUUUUGUGAUCACCCUUCGUCCGUUGUCAGUCCGUGCGUCCGUCCGUCCGUCAACAAUUUCUUGUCUGCACGAUAGUGGUUUCAUUUAUGAUUUUAUUUUAACCAAACUUGCACACAACUUGUAUCACCAAAAGAUCAUGGUUCCUUUCUUGAACUGGCCAGAUUCCAUUAUGGGUUCCAGAGUUAUGGCCCCUGAAAGGGCCAAAAUUAGCUAUUUUGACCUUGUCUGCACAAUAGCAGCUUUAUUCAGAUUUGAUUUUUACCAAACUGGCACACAACUUGUAUCACCAUAAGAUCUUGGUUCCUUUCUUGAACUGGCCAGAUUCCUUUAUGGAUUCCAGAGUUAUGGCCCCUGAAAGGGCUAAAAUUAGCUAUUUUGACCUUGUCUGCACAAUAGCAGCUUCAUUUAUGAUUUGAUUUUAACCAAACUUGCACACAACUUGUAUCACCAUAAGAUCUUGGUUCCUUUCUUGAACUGGCCAGAUUCCAUCAUGGGUUCCAGAGUGAUGGCUCCUGAAAGGGCCAGAAUUAGCUAUUUUGACCUUGUCUGCACAAUAGCAGCUUCAUUUAUGAUUUGAAUUUAAUCAAACUUGCACAAAACUUGUGUCACCAUAAGAUGUCAGUUCUUUUCUUGAAUCUGCUAGAUCCCAUAAUGGGUUCCAGAGUUAUGGCCCCUGAAAGGGCCAAAAUGAGCUAUUUGACCUUGUCUGCACAAUAGCAGCUUCAUUUAUGAUUUGAUUUUAACCAAAGUUGCACACAACUUGUAUCACCACAAGAUCUUUCUUCCUUUCUUCAGCUGGCCAGAUUCCAUCAUGGGUUCUAGAGUUACGGCCCCUUAAAGGUCCAAAAUUGGCUAUUUUGGCUUUUGCAGCCAUAUAGAGACUUCAUUUAUGGUUUUAUUUGAUACAAACUUCCAAAAUAUCUUCAUCAACAAUAAAUCUUGGAUUCCAUGACAAAUCAGAUCCAAUGGUAGGUUCCAGAGUUAUUUUAUAUCUGAUUACCUCCCCUGAUUGUAAUCAAAAUGGAUUUAUAUCAGUAAGUACUUAUAGGACUUAUUUGAAAUUUUGUAAUUGUUAUUAGUUGGACUGAGACAAUCAGGGUAGAUAACUAUGGACUGAUUUUAUAUCAAAUUACCUCCCUUUAUUUCAAAUUAAAAUUGGUAUAUCUCCAUAACUAAUGAAGAUACUGAUCUGAAAUUCAUUUAUGUCAACAGAUGUAUUUGGCAGAUCCUUCUUUUGUUCACUUACAAUAUUUUUUUUAAUUACUUCCCUUUUACGUUACUAUAAAUAGCUUAUUUUUAGUAACUUUUUAGCUCACCUGUCACAAAGUGACAAGGUGAGCUUUUGUGAUCGCGCGGUGUCCGUCGUCCGUCCGUCCGUGCGUGCGUCCGUAAACUUUUGCUUGUGACCACACUAGAGGUCACAUUUUUCAUUAAAUCUUUAUGAAAGUUGGUCAGAAUGUUCAUCUUGAUGAUAUCUAGGUCAAGUUCGAAACUGGGUCACGUGCCUUCAAAAACUAGGUCAGUAGGUCUAAAAAUAGAAAAACCUUGUGACCUCUCUAGAGGCCAUAUAUUUCACAAGAUCUUCAUGAAAAUUGGUCAGAAUGUUCACCUUGAUGAUAUCUAGGUCAGGUUCGAAAUUGGGUCACGUGCCAUCAAAAACUAGGUCAGUAGGGCUAAAAAUAGAAAAACCUUGUGACCUCUCUAGAGGCCAUAUACUUCACAAGAUCUUCAUGAAAAUUGGUCAGAACGUUCACCUUGAUAAUAUCUAGGUCAGGUUCGAAACUGGGUCACGUGGCAUCAAAAACUAGGUCAGUAGGUCAAAUAAUAGAAAAACCUUGUGACCUCUCUAAAGGCCAUAUUUUUCAUGGGAUCUGUAUGAAAGUUGGUCAGAAUGUUCAUCUUGAUGAUAUCUAGGUCAACUUCGAAACUGGGUCACGUGCCGUCGAAAACUAGGUCAGUAGGUCUAAAAAUAGAAAAACCUUGUGACCUCUCUAGAGGCCAUAUAUUUCACAAGAUCUUCAUGAAAAUUAGUCAGAACGUUCACCUUGAUGAUAUCUAGGUCAAGUUCGAAACUGGGUCCAUGCAGUCAAAAACUAGGUCAGUAGGUCUAAAAAUAGAAAAACCUUGUGACCUCUCUAGAGGCCAUAUAUUUCAUGAGAUCUUCAUGAAAAUUGGUCAGAAUGUUCACCUUGAUGAUAUCUAGGUCAAGAUCGAAAGUGGGUCACGUGUCUUAAAAAACUAGGUCAGUAGGUCUAAAAAUAGAAAAACCUUGUGACCUCUCUAGAGGCCAUAUUUUUCAUGGGAUCUGUAUGAAAGUUGGUCUGAAUGUUCAUCUUGAUGAUAUCUAGGUCAAGUUCGAAAGUGGAUCACUUGCCAUCAAAAACUAGGUCAGUAGGUCAAAUAAUAGAAAAACCUUGUGACCUCCCUAAAGGCCAUAUUUUUCAUGGGAUCUGUAUGAAAAUUGGUCUGAAUGUUCAUCUUGAUGAUAUCUAGAUCAAGUUCGAAACAGGGUCAUGUGCGAAGAAAAACUAGGUCAGCAGGUCUAAAAAUAGAAAAACCUUGUGACCUCUCUAGAGGCCAUACUUGUGAAUGGAUUUCCAUUAAAAUUGGUCAGAAUGUUCAUCUUGAUGAUAUCUAGGUCAAGUUUGAAACUGGGUCACGUGCCUUAAAAAACUAGGUCAGUAGGUCAAAUAAUAAAAAACCUUGUGACCUCUCUAGAGGCCAUACUUUUCAUGGGAUCUGUAUGAAAGUUGGUCUGAAUGUUCAUCUUGAUGAUAUCUAGGUCAGGUUUGAAACUGGGUCAACUGCGGUCAAAAACUAGGUCAGAAGGUCUAAAAUUAUUAAAAUCUUUUGACCUCUCUAGAGGCCAUAUUUUUCAAUGGAUCUUCAUGAAAAUUGAUCUGAAUGUUCACCUUGAUGAUAUCUAGGUCAGUUUCGAAACUGGGUCACAUGCGGUCAAAAACUAGGCCAGUAGGUAUAAAAAUAGAAAAACCUUGUGACCUCUCUAGAGGCCAUAUUUUUCAUGAGAUCUUCAUGAAAAUUAGUGAGAAUGUUCACCUUGAUGAUAUCUAGGUAAAGUUCAAAACAGGGUCACGUACCUUCGAAAACUAGGUCAAUAGGUCAAAUAACAGAAAAACCUUGUGACCUCUCUAGAGACCAUAUUUUUCAGUGGAUCUUUAUGAAAAUUGGUCAGAAUUUUUAUCUUGAUAAUAUCUAGGUCAAGUUCAAAACUGGGUCACAUGAGCUCAAAAACUAGGUCACUAUGUCAAAUAAUGACGUCAUACUCAAAACUGGGUCAUGUGGGAAGAGGUGAGCGAUUCAGGACCAUCAUGGUCCUCUUGUUUAUUAUUGGCCGUAGGGAAAAACCGAGACCACUUUUCUGGGUACAACAUGGAUGGUACCUCCGAUUUUUAGGUGUAUUUUGACAUAUCUAUACCUUGUAAGAAUUUUUUUCUUUUUGGUUAAAUUUCUUCACUUUGUUGUUCCUGUCCUUUGGACUUAGAUAUUUUUUUCUGAGGACCUUCUUGUCCUCAAGUGCAAUGAUAACAGGUGAGCGAUAUAGGGCCAUCAUGGCCCUCUUGUUUUCUGAUAUAUAAUAAUUUAAUUCCAUCAAAAUAAAGAAUGUCAGUACCCCUUCCAUACUUGACCUUUAACCCCUCUGAGUAGUAGGGUCUUUUUAUAUCUUGGUGUAUCUUCCUUUUAAAGUAGAGGUCUCUUAUUGAGACAUAAAUUCAUUUUACUGUCAAAUCGCUGAAUAGUGGAGUGCGCUGUCUUACAGACAGCUCUUGUUUUAUAACAAAUAUCUUGUAGGUUUAAAAAGCUCAGUUUAAUACCACAGACUGAUUUCUUUUCCUCUUCAGACUUGAGA